Molecule: messenger RNA, 195 nt
Organism: Colletotrichum higginsianum IMI 349063
Lineage: Eukaryota; Fungi; Ascomycota; Sordariomycetes; Glomerellales; Glomerellaceae
Exons: 1
Coding region: 1-195 (64 amino acids)
Source: RefSeq, a predicted model, not a curated record
AUGGCGAAUGCUCGAGUACUGAGGGCCCGGUUCCGCAGCGCUUACAGUUGGGAUCCGUACCCGGCCGGCCAUCUUGAGGCCGUAAGCGAUGUCCGGCCGAACGUUGAGCUGCACUCUUUUGUUGGUCUUUGGAUCCGCGUAGAAGGCCCCGUUGGCCUCGGCUUGAUGACUUCCACGAUGGUCAUUCUCGGGUAG